Molecule: messenger RNA, 3408 nt
Organism: Hyla sarda
Lineage: Eukaryota; Metazoa; Chordata; Amphibia; Anura; Hylidae
Gene: C5H6orf62
Product: chromosome 5 C6orf62 homolog
Exons: 5
Coding region: 1575-2264 (229 amino acids)
Source: RefSeq, a predicted model, not a curated record
UAAAGCUGUUGUUAUUUUCGUACAGAUGCUGACUGGCCUGAUAAGGACCUUGAUAUUACACUGUGUAUUAUAUGUGUCUCAGGAAUAAGUGUAGCCCGAGUAGAGGAACAUCGUGAAGAUUUGCGCGCAGGGGCCAUAUCGUCCUUCCUCUACGGUGUGGUGGUAGGAUCCGGAGGAUCCCUGGCGGGAGCAGGCAGGAGGUGACGCAGCGGCGGCCAUCUUCUCCUUCUGUGUGUAGGUGCUGGGUGUUUGUGUGCAGCUCCCGGGCUGUGAGGACGCCGUUCCUGUUUUCCUGGCCGCCUGUUCCCACUGCCCUCUAUUUCCGUGAACGUAAAGUGAGACGGGCCGGGAUUUCCGUGAAGUGUUGUAGUUCUCGUAUUGAGGUGAUAGAAGACUGCCUGGUAUCGCGGCCUCCGCCUGCUCCGCCUCUCCCUCUCUUUGCCGCCGCCUCCUCCUCCCCCUCUCUCAGCGAGACCCCCGGUCCAGAGCAUGGGUGGGUCGGGGUGGAGCAGGGUGUACAGCCCGCUGAGCACUGCCGCUCACAAGCAAAGGGGUCCGUUGGGGUCCCUGGUGUUUUCUUGACAUGGAUCCCCCCGGAGUUGUCACCCUCACCACCGCCAGCCUCCCCCAGAAGAGACAGCUGAGCCGGCAUCCUGACACCAGCAUUCAGCCUCCAGCAGACAUGACAGGUAGCCGGUGUGGCUAGGACACCAGACAGCCCCUCUGACCCAGCGGUAACCUCUUCCUCCCCAGUGUGAACGGCGGCCUAGGCGCACGACCCCAUACACAACUUUUUAGUUUUGUUUUUAAUAUGUCGCACGCGAUCGCGACAUGACUGCCUGCACUCCUUACCGUUGACCCUUCCUGUAGGGAGCGCUCUCUAGGCUGGUGACACUGAUUGCCCCCUUACCUUCCCUGUGCCCUGGCACCAUGCUGUUCCUUCCUAUGGGGUGUCGGCUGAACUUCCACAUGGGCUUCCUCUGUGCCCUUAAGCCCGGUGUUUUGGGGCGACUCAACCUGUGCUGUGAACACCCCACUCCCACCUGUCAGACAGAUAAAUAAGCGAUCUAUCUAGCGGUUUUUGCACUGUAGAGGUAAUAGGAAGAAGCAGGGAUCUCCUAAAGUACAGUGACGUCAUCUCUUGUCAUAUGAUGCAAUCUGUUUUCCUUCUUGUGAGCAGGGAGGUCUGGCUUGCAGGCCUAUGCAGGAUGGCUUUUGAUUGUAUGGUAUAGGCUGACAGAAGACAUCUUUAUUUGUAAUUUUUUUCAUCCGUGGGGCGCCCCCCUAGUGUUAACAGUUGUGUUAUUGGUUUUCUACAUGCAUAUGAUGCCUCUUUUAGUUUCACCAGAGAGUAACCUACUUCUUGUCUCGGUUGUACAGCCGCUCUGUUUCUCGACCCUGGUAGUAUGACAGGCCAAGUAGUGGUUUAGGUUGCGUUGACCCAUUGAGUCAUUGGAAGGAGGUAGCAUGGCUUGUUUCUGUUGACUUGGUGACUUAAGUGCACAAAAAGAAAAUACCCGAAAUUAGUGUCAAAUUAAAGUUACAUAGGCCAUCGCACCAGCAGCGCUACAAAAAUGGGGGACCCCAACUCUCGGAGGAAGCAGGCUCUGAACAGACUGCGCUCUCAGCUAAGGAAGAAGAAAGAGUCUCUAGCUGACCAGUUUGACUUCAAGAUGUACAUCGCUUUUGUGUUCAAAGAUAAGAAAAAGAAGUCGGCUCUCUUUGAAGUUGCUGAUGUUAUACCUGUUAUGACUAAUAAUUAUGAAGAAAAUAUUCUGAAGGGUGUGCGGGAUUCCAGCUAUUCCUUGGAGAGUUCCCUUGAGCUUUUGCAGAAGGAUAUAGUACAGCUUCAUGCACCUCGCUACCAGUCAAUGCGCAGGGAUGUUAUUGGGUGUACUCAAGAGAUGGACUUUAUUCUUUGGCCUCGGAAUGAUAUAGAGAAGAUUGUUUGUCUUCUGUUUUCAAGAUGGAAGGGAUCAGAAGAGCCCUACAGGCCUGUUUUGGCCAAGUUUGAAUUUCAUCAUGGUGAUUAUGAAAAACAUCUUCUGCAUGUACUUAGCCGGAAUGACAAGACUGGAAUUGUUCUGAACAAUCCUAACCAGUCAGUGUUCCUCUUUAUAGAUAGACAGCACUUGCAGACUCCAAAAAGCAAAGCCACAAUCCUCAAGUUAUGCAGUAUCUGCCUCUACCUGCCACAGGAGCAGCUCACUCAUUGGGCGGUUGGCACCAUUGAGGAUCAUCUUCGUCCAUUUAUGCCCGAAUAAGGUUGUGACCAGUCAAACUGGGAAGAUCAGUUAAUAGCUACAAUUUUAUUUUUCUUAUCCAAUUUCAAGAAAAAUAUGGACUCAUGCUUAGAACACUUGUACGUUGUGAAUCUUCAUGCUGGAUAGUUUUGUAAAUUUUUCUUUUUUUUUAAUCUUUUUUUUUUUUUUUUUCUUCAUUUUGUAUCUGAACUUUUUUUUUUUUUUUUUUUCCUUAAAUUUUUUUUGUUUUGCAUGGACCUUGUGAAAGAGAUGAUGAUCUGGAACAUCUAUGCUUUAGCCUUGUAAAAUGUGAAAUGAUGGGACUUUGGCACACUGAAUCAAAUGUAUCAGAAAGCACAAGGUAUUAUUUGUUUUGGUGGUCUUCCCAUUUGCACUGGUCAUAUCCCCUAACAAAGUUUAGAAUGUAAGGGUGAAAUGUAAAAGUAACAGAUCAAAAGCUUCACUGCUUUACCAAACUAUGAAAGCACUAUCUGAAUGGCUUCAAUGAAGCAAGGAUUUGCAGCAGUACAUAAAGGCUGACUUUGGACAGAUUUUAUAAGGAGAAAUCCUGUUUAUUUAGCAUUUGCUUUCAUACCUUAGUUCAUAUUGCAGGGAUGAGACAAAGUGUACAGGCACUUAAAAAUUUUGAUCUCUUCUCCCAGUUACUGCAUACAUUUCUGCAUUUCCCAUUGUGGGUGCAUUGACGUUUAUAUAGCCUAGAAGUCUGCAGUGGCUAUAUUAAAUGUAAGUCAAGUACUUGAGCACUGUGGAAAACAUGUUCUGGAUGGAGGAAAUAAGACAUAAACCUGCUGGUGUUUAGUGCAGUUAUUACUUUUCUAGAAUAAAGUAAUACUUCUAUAAUAGUAAACCCAUGGUGGGUUCAGGAAACCUAAGUUAUAGCAGUUGCAAACUGUAAUUGAAAGUUGAAGCGUGCUGGGUUGGACAAGGAUAUUUUUAUUUUGUGCAAUGAAAAUAGGGUUGACUACUGUAUUGUAUUGAAAGGAAGCUUUGCUCAAAGGGUUUCAGUACACUUCUGAUAAAACUUGUAUAGGCCUGCUCCUGUUGGCUAAUACUAGUGCUUACCUGAUUUAAAUUUGUAUCUAGCUUUUGUUUGAAAUUGGAUUACAUUGAAAAAUUAAAAUAAACAAGCUUAAAUUUCAGCGUC